Molecule: messenger RNA, 1582 nt
Organism: Doryrhamphus excisus (bluestripe pipefish)
Lineage: Eukaryota; Metazoa; Chordata; Actinopteri; Syngnathiformes; Syngnathidae
Gene: lbh
Product: LBH regulator of WNT signaling pathway
Biological process (GO): positive regulation of DNA-templated transcription
Cellular component (GO): nucleus
Source: RefSeq, a predicted model, not a curated record
GCAAAUACACGCCUCCAGGAUAAAAAGUCCACACAAGUGUCGGUGAGGAGCAGACGACACUGGCGAGGUGAAGAGGCUCUAUUGUGGCUUAUUUAGUUGUUAUUUGGCUUUCUAAACGUUAAGUGUUGGCCGCUUUUGUGAAGAAAAAGGGAGUGAAAUUUAAACCAAACGCCGUCACUCUUACUGGCUAAUUAGCUGAACUGGCAGCAGGUGUGAUUCAUGUCUAUAUUUCCCCAGACUAAUUCAGAUCAGUGUUUGUGCCCCGCCAAGAUAUGACUGAGGUGAUGAUCAACAGCACUCCCAUGGACGACAUGAGGCUCAGUCCCACCAAGGACAGGCUCUCCUUCCAGAUAUUCCCCGACCCAUCCGACUUUGAGCGCUGCUGCAAGCUCAAAGACCGCCUGCCGUCUAUCGUGGUGGAGCCCACUGAGGGCGAGGUCGAGAGCGGGGAGCUCCGCUGGCCUCCGGAGGAGUUUCUGGUUAGCGUGGAAGAUGACGAUGACGAAGAAGAACAAAACGGCAUCAUCCAAAACGGACAAGCUACCCCGACAUCCCAGCGCUAGGUCUCUCGGAUGAAUAUCUCCCUUUUUCACGCACUGGUCACGCCGCACCUUUUUUAAACCUCCAGCAGACGUAACAUGGCGGCCAUCUUGCCACCCUGCAAAAGAGAAGCAAUACACACUUUCACAUGAAGAGACUGCCACCCUUUUUUCACCCACACUUGCAUCGCCUCAAGACCGGGUGUCGCUCUAUGGACAGCUCUUACACUGGUUGGGGGAGAGGAGAGAGGGGGGGUUCUUUAGUCAAAGAUGGCCCCUGAAAACCGAACUUGCCUACAAUACCCGUGUUCACUCUCCUGGAUUGGUGUCGUGUUUGUGAUUGUUGCCACUGUCCAUAGAGUUGUCUCUUUGCAAAUGUUUUGUGAUGUGGGUGUAAAAUGUUCGGAGGAUUUUUUUUUUUUUUUUUUUUUUUUAAUGGUCCUGCAUUUGGAAAUUCAAAAGUGUUUAGGGAAGUGAGCAAGAGCGAAAGAAAUGGGGUCUACAUGUAGACAAGGUUUUGCCAUUUGCCCAGAUUAUGGGGGAAUUUACUUUUUUUUUUUCUAAGUAAAUUCUUGGGCAUCGAGCAAUGUAAGAAAUUAGAACGUGUAAAUAAUUCGGUCCCUGUAAGCCAGAAGUUGUCAUUGUUGAUUCUAAUUGGUUGAAUUGGAUUGGUCCAUUUGGUCUUCCUGUUUUUCAAAUGCAGCCAUACUUUUUCACAAUGUACUAUAGGUGUUAAAAAAAAAAAACAGUUCAUUGACUCUACUUUAUGGCGUCGUCUUUCAUCCAAUCUCCAUGUCCGACAAUUUUCCUUUCACUUUGUGUCCACAAGCAUGACUAUUAGUUAUAUUAAGGGGUGGGUUCCUUUUACAUUUGUGUGGCAUUAGGGCUGUGUACAGGACUUUUUUUUUUUUUUCCCCCUCAUGUCCCAUGUUUUUGUAAAGCUCAGGGAGAUUAGCUGCCAUCUUUCUUUUUUUGUAUUUAGACCACUUUUUUCUCUGACCGUAACAGAGGCUGUAAAUAAACUUGGAAUUUGCUAAACUGUG